AUGACGACCACCAGCACUACGAAACUCCACAUUAUUUAUUCUCCUCAUCAACGAUCGUCCUGCCGAUUGCAUCAAGCGCGAUUGUCGGAAUCCGACAAGGAUCGUCUGUUGUUUGGUGAAGUCGGUUUGACGGCCUUUAUUGUGGCCGAAAUGCAAGACUUUGUCGAAACGACCAUGGUGGAAUUCGAUCAAGAACAGCGCUACGGCAUCAAAUGGGAAAUGACGGACGAGGACAAACGGCAGGCGGGCAUUCUACUACUAGACAAUGACAAUACUACAUGUACUACAGAAGAACAUGCUGACUACUUGGAGAGUCAGACAGCAUUUGCUCAAAAUGGAACCUUGGCGGUGGAGUUGUUGUGCACAACGACCCAAACGGCGUUUCAAGAAGGAUUUCGACAAACGGGGUUAUUGUCGGCGUUGGGGUCGGCCAUUUUGUACUUUCGACAAUACUACCGGACACCGGCCGUAUUGGCCGCCUGCGAACGAGUGGGAUUGAGCGACUACCAAGUCGCCCAUCACAUUACGGACAUGUACCAUCAUCGGACCUUUCGGGGAGCCUACACCAAGACAUUGGCCGCAUCGGGAAAGGGAGAAAUUGCUGCACGGCGGGCGGUAGGACUGGACCAAGAACCACAACAACAAACAGAAGAAGAAGACGUAGAGGACAAUGACGAAUGUCUGUUAUGGUCGCCCACCACACCCGGAGUUUGCUUGCAUUGGAAAUCAGAAGACGAAGCUUGGAGAACAAAACGAUUCGAACGGAUUCAAAUGGAAGGGACACGAGAUCCCAGGAGAGGUGGCAGUGGCACCACUCGAUAG
Molecule: messenger RNA, 822 nt
Organism: Seminavis robusta
Lineage: Eukaryota; Bacillariophyta; Bacillariophyceae; Naviculales; Naviculaceae
Source: the annotation of a GenBank genome assembly